Molecule: messenger RNA, 495 nt
Organism: Zasmidium cellare ATCC 36951
Lineage: Eukaryota; Fungi; Ascomycota; Dothideomycetes; Mycosphaerellales; Mycosphaerellaceae
Exons: 2
Coding region: 1-495 (164 amino acids)
Source: RefSeq, a predicted model, not a curated record
AUGCCGGAACUCCCACAUGGUUGGCGCGUGAGGAACAGCAACGGCGAGGUCAAGGGUCCUCCGCCCGAGUCUGAUCAUUCCGACUCUGAAGAUGGCAGCGAGUUCAGCGACAAUGGCGAGCCAUUGGAUAUCCGACCUGAUUCGCCGGGAUGGGAGGAUCUGGAAGACGACACCGAGACGUUGAACAUCCAAUGCCUGUUUUGCGCAACAACGUUCCCAAGUGCUAAAGCCAUGCUGGACCAUUGCACCGAGUCUCACGACUUCGACUUUCUGGACGUGCAACGUCAACACAAAUUGGACUUCUAUGGAGCCAUCAAGCUGGUGAACUACAUUCGUUCUGAAGUCAAGGCUGGGAAGGAGAAACCCGCGGUGGACGAUGCCAAGCUAUGGGAGGACGACAAGUUCUUGCAACCUGCUCUAGCGGACGAUGCGCUCUUGUUCAGUUUGGACGAUGUUAUUGAUGUAGCAGCUGGUGCCGAAGAAGAUGGUCUAUGA